CAAAAAACACUGAAAUGUUUCAAAUGUGCUGGACUGAUUGUUCGUGUUGGCGUCUAAUUGGCAUCAAACUCUAUUUAAUUUUGAUUGUCAUCAACUUCUUGGCUGUGGAUGGACUCAAGUUGCUUCAAGUGUCUAUUCCGCCAUUGAAAUUGACGGGACAAACAGCUCGACUUGCUUGUCAAUACGACCUCGAAGGAGACACGCUUUACUCUAUUAAAUGGUAUAAAGGUGGGCGAGAGUUUUUCCGUUACGUUCAACGUGACCAGCCACCGAUGCAAGUGUUUCCAGUUGAAGGCGUCAAAGUGGACAAAAGCCAAUCGGACCAGUUCCAAGUCACCCUGGUUCAUUUAACUAUUUCAUCGACAGGUCGUUACAAAUGCGAAGUAUCAGUUGAUGCCCCAUCAUUCCAGACGUCCUUCAACACUGUCGAAAUGAAUGUUGUCGCUUUACCAGAAUUCGGACCUCGGAUCAACACCAAGGGUUUUUUCUCGUUCGAUUCCAACGUGACACUCGGCAAUUCUGCUUACAGAAUAUUAAAAAGUGAUGAUAACUAUCAUCGAUCGUAUCAUUUGUAUUAUUCACGGCAAUCCAACGCUCGUGAUAAUGACGAAAUUCAAAUCAAUUGCACGUCGAGUCGUUCAAAACCAGCAGCCGAACUUCAUUGGUACGUCAAUGGUUUCAAGGUGAAGGGGGAGCACAUGAUUGAAUAUGCCCCAUUUAUUGACGACGAGGCAAGUAAUUCUAGCACGUUAUUGGAAACGUCUAUACUGGGACUCAGAUGGAAAUGGAUGAUAGCGUCGUCUAAUGAUAAUCACCAAGAAAUGGAUGCUGUAAUUACUUUCAAUUGUACGGCAGCCGUUGGCUCUGUUUACUGGAGCUCGACAGCGUUAACGCUCAGUCCCGAGACGGGGGUCGGUGCCAAAUCACGACCAAUGUUGAUGUAUCACGGGAGCCAUCUAUCCUCAAAUGCAAUUUCUGUUACUUCAAUCACAUGGCCAGUAGCUUUUCUUUAUGGUAUCUUUCUUGUCUUUUCAUCUUUCUGCAGGCACUAUGGCUAGAUUAUAAAAUUAAUUUCAUCAGUUAGCAAUUAGUUAUUUUUUUAUUGUUGUAAAUAUAGUUUUUUACCUGAAUUUGGCCAAAAUCCAGAUGGUAGCCCAGUAAAAAAUGUGUUCUUUUCUUGCCAUUUUGGUUAUUGUUCAAAGUCUCUGUGUACGUUCCUAUUAUGUUAACGUAUUCCCUACUCAGCAUCUCAUUUUAAUGCCUAUGUAUUGUUGAAACUUUCGACUUACCGAUGAGAAUUGUUCUCCAUUUUCAUACCUCUGAUCUAGUCACGUGUUCUGUACAGAGGGUACAAUUCUGCUCUUUGCUCGUACAGCAUUUUCAUUUGUCUUCUACCCUAACCUGAAGAAAAAAAGUAAAAGUUCUUUUUUUUACUCGAAGUAAAAUA
Messenger RNA from Daphnia carinata, 1447 nucleotides. RefSeq lists its product as uncharacterized. The record is from RefSeq and is a predicted model, not a curated record. NCBI's taxonomy places the organism in Eukaryota, Metazoa, Arthropoda, Branchiopoda, Diplostraca, Daphniidae. The transcript is spliced from 7 exons. Bases 15 to 1058 code for a protein of 347 amino acids.